This is a messenger RNA of Dermacentor silvarum, 2319 nucleotides long. RefSeq lists its product as uncharacterized. The coding region runs from base 1 to 2319 and encodes 772 amino acids. Gene Ontology annotation, molecular function: nucleic acid binding; zinc ion binding. Lineage: Eukaryota; Metazoa; Arthropoda; Arachnida; Ixodida; Ixodidae. The transcript has a single exon. The record is from RefSeq and is a predicted model, not a curated record.
AUGGAACGACUCCAAAAGAAGCAGGCAGCCCUGCGACAAGCAAUUGACAAGAUCAUCGCAGCGGCCAGCGAACCACUGCAAUCGCCAACCAUCCAAGUCGGUGAGCUUGAGGAACACCUCGACCUUCUUCUUGAACAGGCAGAGGAGUUAAAAUCCGUAAACGAGAGCAUCGAAAAGAAGAUAGAUCUGCAAGAAUUAGAUGCAGAAUUAGAAGCGUGCGCUGCAUACACGGAGAAGAUAUGCUCCCUCAAAACAAAGCUCAAGAGAGCUCUCAGAAGUCAGACAACCAACGAGAGCAGGUCAACAACUCCGUCAGUGACAGGCAACACGUCAGAUCACGAAGCAAACCACAUAAGUUCCGUCCCGGGCGCAGUAUUCCAGCCACCAUCAGCAACAACCAAAUUACCGAAAUUGGAAAUCGCAAAAUUCAGCGGGGAUCUGUGCUCGUGGCAGAAAUUCUGGAAUCAAUUCGAAUCAGCUAUUCACAAGAACAGCACCCUGCCUGCAAUAGCCAAGUUCCAGUACUUAACGAGCUACCUAACCGGAAAAGUCGCCUCUGCUAUAGAAGGGUUGUCGAUCAGCGAUCGAAAUUACGACAUCGCGGUGAAGACCCUCAUAGAGAGAUUUGGGAAAGAGGACGUCCUAAUUGAGGACCACAUGUCGCGUCUGCUUGACGUCCGCCCAGUGAACAAUCUGCGUGACAUCGAAAGUCUGAGGACCCUCUACGACGAAAUCCGCGCCGGAGUCCGAAGUCUAGAGGCGCUGGGAGUGUCGUCGAGCAAAUACGGCACGCUGCUUCUUACAAUUCCUCGUAAAAGCAUCCCAAGUGAACUUUGCUUGGCGUACUUCCAACGGAAGGCCGCCUCACCUGAAGCGCCCGAAGACGAGCUUCUCGGUUUCCUGGAUUUCAUGAGAGGGGAAGUUGAGAGCAGAGAGAGAACCCAGAGUGCAUUACGCCAUGUGGAGGACGCCGCUAACAAACAGAAAGCACCGAGCAAAGGCGACGUUCGUCUCCAUAACCCAUCAGCGUCUGUUCUCACCGUAACCAGCGUAGAAGCGCAAUGCGCAUUUUGUGAUGCAGAAGGACAUCAACCAGCGAACUGUGUCGCCCCUGUAAGCAUAGACAAGAAGAAGGAGGUGAUGUCAAGAGAGCGGCGCUGUUACAAGUGUGCGAAAAAGAAGCACCGGGCCGCUGAGUGCAGAACUGCAAGGUGGCUGAAGUGCGCUAAAUGCUCUGGACGACAUGCAACAGGCGUCUGCGAAUUCAAUCAAAGACUGACGCAACCUCCCUCAUUAGAAGAUGCUGCACCAGCAGAGACAACAGUGCAAUCGUCGCUACAGGUGGGACCAACACGGGGAGCGACCCGUGUGCUUCUGCAGACGGCGCGAGCGUAUGCGGAAGGCCAGCACAAGAGUGCUCUGGUGAGAAUGCUGUUCGACGGUGGCAGCCAGAGAACAUUCAUACGACAGGAAGUUUCCCGGCGCCUCAAUCUUCGCGUCACAGGAGAGGAGAAGCUCGCUAUUUACGCCUUCGGAAGCGAGAAGCCGUCUGAGCAAAGAAGGUGUCAUCGCGUGGAGUGCUGGCUAUGGAACUGGCGCAACAACGCCAGAAUCCGCAUCGAAGCACUAGAGGUGCCCGAGAUCUGCGGAGACCUCCUGCCACCACCUCACGACGGCACGGCCAGCGUCGCUCAUGAACAGGGCCUCCAGCUUGCUGACACCUUACCUGGCGGUUACCACCCUGGUGUUGGAGUUGAUCUGCUUAUUGGGGCAGAUCAUUAUUGGGACAUAACAACAGGAAAUGUCAAGCGCCUCUGUAAGAAUCUCGUGGCCAUGGAGACAGCAUUUGGGUGGACAUUGCAGGGCACGGAGCCUACAUCGUCCGUCGCAACCUACGUGAUGCGGGUAGGCGUGGCCACAGGACCCGACGAAAUUUCUCCUCAAUUGAGGUCAUUCUGGGAGCUGGAGCACCCUGGUAUCGUCGACGAUGCACAGCUGACCGCCAAAGACGACAACGUUCUCUGGGCCUUUGAAAAAAGCAUCGUACAUAAGAACGGUAGAUACGAAGUAACUCCCCCACAGAGAGAGAACGCGGCAGACUUGACGGCCAACAAGAGCACACCAAUGAGCCCACUGCCCUGCUUCCUCCCUACCGAGUCACCCAGGCUGAUCCAUCAGAAACAACGGGUAUCGACGUUGCGGGGCCCAUAUUCUACAACGAUAUCGGGUCCGAACACAAAGCUUAUAUCACUUUGUUCACUUGUGCGACGACACGAGCCGCCCCCUCGAGCUCAAUGGCGGCCAGGAAUGAGCCGGUAA